Molecule: messenger RNA, 4837 nt
Organism: Stegostoma tigrinum
Lineage: Eukaryota; Metazoa; Chordata; Chondrichthyes; Orectolobiformes; Stegostomatidae
Gene: nradd
Product: neurotrophin receptor associated death domain
Exons: 7
Coding region: 260-1432 (390 amino acids)
Biological process (GO): Rho protein signal transduction
Cellular component (GO): plasma membrane; cell surface
Molecular function (GO): death receptor activity; coreceptor activity; nerve growth factor binding
Source: RefSeq, a predicted model, not a curated record
UAACACCACGUGGGGUCGAGAUUUUGACCCCCCCGUCGGUGGUUUGUCUCUUCUCUGAGAAAGCAACUGGAAAUGUUUCAGUCAUUGAGGGAGGGAGACUGAUAGAGAGACGAGAAGGGAAAGCAGGAAGGUCAGAGAGGGUGAAGGCUGGUAUCAGUUAGACAGAGAAGUUUGCAAGUUCUCAUAAACUAAGCCGGGACUGAGCAACACUGAGAUCUCGAGUUUAAUCCACCCAGACUGGAGACUGGCCAAGGACGGGAUGCGGUUCAUGUUUUGUCUACUGUUCAUCUCGCAGGUGAUGCCGGGUGACUCCUGUCGCAGCGGACAAUUUACAUUGGAGGGUGACUGCUGUGACCUCUGCCCUGCAGGUCAUGGUGUCAUUAAAGAGUGUAACACCACCAAUACCCAAUGUCAGCCUUGUGAGGAUGGUGUGACUUUCUCACCCAGUGCCAGCUCCUCUCAUUGUCAGCUGUGCUCAAGCUGUCCUGACAAGAUGGAGAUCCUAUCCCUUUGCAAUGCCACGUUAGACACCCAGUGUCAGUGCAUGGAAGGGUACUACCUGCAGGCUGGUAGCAGGAACUGUGUGCCAUGUACCAUCUGUCCCCGUGGCAAUCAGGUUCUGGAGCAGUGCACCAGGGACAGAGAUGUCGUGUGCGAGCUUUGCCCUGAAGGCACCUUCUCUGAGAAAGCAAGCAACUCUGAGCCAUGUGUGCCCUGUCGGACCUGUGAUCAGGAUCAGUUUGUUCUGCAAGAGUGCCAAGUGACCUCUGAUACGGUCUGCCUGAGCAAAAACUCGUCACUGCUGAGGAGGCCAGAAGUGGAACCGGUGAGAGAUGACACCAAGUUUGACAAUCCUGUGGAACCUGCGUCUGGUACAGUCAACUUCACUGCCUACGAUACAGGAAAGAACAUCAUUCCAGUUUAUUUUUCUAUCCUUGCAGCAGUCAUCAUGGGACUUGUGAUCUACGUCACUGUGAAAUGUUGGAACACGUGUAAGCAGAAGAAGCAGCUGGCGAAGGCUCGAGCUGGGGAACUUGACGCGGGACCUGAAGGCGAGAAGCUGCAUGGUGACAGCGGCGUGUUUGUUGACACCCACAGCCUCCAUGAGCCACAACUCAGUAAGGUUGUUCAUGUUGACCCAUCCAUGUACAGCAAGCUCCCACUGCAGAAACGCCAAGAGGUUGAACAGCUGCUCGAUAGUCAGGAUGGCACCCGACCUGACUGGCGCAGUCUGGCACGCCACCUGGGCUAUGAUGAGGAGCGGGUGGCCACCAUUGGCCGUGGAGAGGACCCGGCUCACACGUUGCUGUCUGAUUGGUCGAUGAGGGAUGGUGGCAGCUUGGAUGUACUCUGCAAGGCAUUGGGGAGGAUGGAGAGGGAGGACAUCGCACAGUGUCUCAAAUCAGAGUCAGCUGUGACCUCACUGUUGUGACGCAAGGAGCAGUGCCCACCCUCAGCACCCACCCUCACCCUCUUCGUGUGUUGAAGAUUCUUCUCUUGGCAGAAGGGGGUGGCCCCAGACUCAAAAUGUGCUGAAUCUCUUCAACUUUUUCAAUCAGAAAACGUAGCUAGGACAGAAUGGUGAGACAGUCGGUUUGGCUGUAAUGGAAUUGGAAUGGAAUUUGUGAAACUCAGUGGAUGAAGCCUUGCCAUUGGCCCACAUCUUAGAAUGUUUUGAGAUGUGAGUUUCUUUUUGUUUCAUUUUUAGGUAUCCUAUGCAUGAGCUGCGUGGGCAGAACAGUCUGCUGCAUUUCACUGGUUCCUGUUUGCUCAAUUUCUUCUCUUUGUAAGGUGCUGACAGUCCCAUCUGAGUGGGGUAAGCCAGGCUAUUGGUAAUGUUACUGUACUCUGAAUCCAAGAACUCUUGCCAAAUAUCUACAGGCAUCAGAUCAAAUGUCAACAUAUCAGCUUGGGAGUUUAAAUUCAAUGAAUUGACCUGGAAUGAAAAUGAUGACUGUGAAACCAGCAGAUUGUUGUAGGAUCCUGUCUGGUUGGCUGUACCUGCUUGGGGAAGGAACCUUGACAUCUUUGCUCCCCUGAUCUGCGUGUUUUCAGACCUACACCAAUUCUUCACUGGCCUCUGCGUUGUCAGUGAGCCACUGAUAUAUUCAAGAGGACGAUUCACUACCAACUUGUCAAGGCUAAUUAAUUGGGAAUGGGUAUUAAAUGCUGACAAAGCUCUGAUCCUGUGAAUUAACAAUUUUAAAAAUAAAACAGAUCCCUUUUAGUGACUUCACUCCACUUCCUCACUUCAGUGACUUCUUUGCCUGGGAUAGCAUAUAUCGGUGAACUCUUCAGCUUGAAAUACCAUCACACUUUUCGAGAUGAUCAAAGACUGUUGUGGGCACUUCUUACUCAGGGAUGGGUGUGUGCCUCUGGACGGUAAGAAAAAGCUUCAUCCUUUGUCCACAACAAGAGAAAGGAAUUUAUGGUUCUUAGCACCAAACUGGAUUAGAACAUAGAACAAUACAGCGCAGAACAGGCCCUUCGGCCCUCGAUGUUGCGCCGACCUGUGAACUAAUCUAACCCCCUCCCCCUACACUAUUCCAUCAUUAUCCAUAUGCUUAUCCAAGAACUGUUUAAAUGCCCCUAAUGUGGCUGAGUUAAUUAAUGGUUAGAUGGUUAAUGGCAUUUCUGGACCUCUGGCUUGGAUGUCCAGUCAGUUUACAGUCUUGUUCACACUCCUUGUGUACAUGAGCAGUUUCAGUUGAUUUUGUUGAUUCCUAAGCCAGGCUCGUAUAGUUUAGGUGCUGUUCAACUGCCUGUUGAUUUGAUUCCCCUGCAAAACUUCUACGUAUAAACUGGCCGACUGAACAAUAAGUCUGACUGCAAAAAGUAACUGAACCUUUCUGUUUAUUUUACAAAUGAGCCUUUGUUUUUGGAAUUGCAACUCCACUUAAAAAGAACGUGUCCUUGCUGGAUGUGACACUGUAGCACCAGUCAAUGCUGAAUUCCAGCUUUGAAGCUGGAGAAGUGCUAAUUUUGUUAUCAACACUACCUAUGUUUUAAAGAAAUGGGUGAUGGAUGUUAGCAAAUGUUCAGUCCCUUGCUGUCCUCCAUUGCAAUUUGUAUAGGUUCAGUGGUUUUAUAGUGGCCCAUGGGCUUUCUCCAGGCCUUCUGUACAUGGUUCAAGAUGUAAGUUACUGAGAGACAUUGGCAUGAAUGAAGCCAGGCAACAGGCCAGAAAUCCUAUCCCUGCCGUUACCAUGACAUCCCACAACCAGACUGGCUUUGACUUGCACAGCAUCCAUUAUCGUAGGUCUGACCAGCAACAAUAUCAUCACUUAAUAAGCAGUGUUCAAGACGCUGUUGCCCUGUACAAAAAUGAACAGAUUUUCAUCGCUGUGGAGCUGAAAUUGAAGAGGAUGAAGUGGCUGACUAUGAAGCCCAGGCCGGAGGCUGAAACUCUCCAGCUUGCGACACCAGCCUUUCCUAUAUGUUGACUUGUUUUGGAAUGGCACAGGAAAGCGAGUAGGUUAGUAGGUGAUCUGCAGAGUAAUUUCACCCAUCUGUACAUGGUCUGAGGUCACACAUGUUUGAGAACUACACAUUAAUAGAAUGUUGAAUGUGACCCUUUAAGUUGUAAUAUCUUGCAAAGAUUUAGAUAGGCUCCCACACAAUAUAUGGUUAUUUGGAUGGACAGGGGAUUGGUGGCUUUGGGGAACUAUAUUCAAAGGCCAAAAGAAUUCAAGAAAAAACUGACUUUUAAGUUGGUAAUUCUGAAAAUGUAACUUAUUGGGGGCACGGGUAUGUUUGACUUUGGGAGUGGCAGGCUGUUGUAAAGUGUUCGACUCUGCAGUUGGUGCAUGAUUCGUUAGUCUUAGGUGACAUGAGUUUGCAAGUCUCUCAAUCUCGGCCCUAGUGGGAAGACAGCACAGCUGUCCUCAGACAGAACUAACACAACUGUGGGGUGACCGACUUAAAAGUGUGAAAUGGGAAACAGAACAAAUAGUUUCCAAUUCCCAAAGACAAUUGAGCACAAGGCAACAAGAAGUACAAUUUGUGAUAAGAACCAAAAUAACUGCGGAUGCUGUAAAUCAGGAACAAAAACAGAAGUUGCCGGAAAAGCUCAGCCAGUCUGGCAGCGUCUGUGAAUAAAACAUCAGAGUUAACGUUUCGGUUCACUGGACCUGAAACGUUAGUUCUGUCUUUUUUUUUCCCUUCACAGGUGCUGCCAGACCUGCUGACCUGUUCCAGCAACUUCUGUUUUUGUUCCUGUACAACUUGUGAUCCUUCGUUGACAUUCACCCAGUGGGGAUUUCGGGAGCAUUAUUUGUGGCUGUUACCUCUGCUACAGCUAGAUUUGAGAAUGGAGUGUGGUGGAAGCUGUUAUUGCUUUCCCUUGGCCAAAAUAAAAUCUUUACAGUGAUCGGCAUUGAAUUUUGUGCUCUCAAGGUGGGCAAAUCAGUCAGUCUUCUAAAAGAAAUGUUAAGGUAGAGAAAAUCAAAAUGACUGCAGCAUUAACUAAAAUGACAACCAAUGUCCAGCAUUACAAAGUAUUACCACUGAUUUAUUGUCUGUAAUACCAAUUUAAGGCAAAUCGUUAUCCUCAUAUGUAUUGGUGUACUUUUUAUUGAUAAAAUGUAAAUGAUAGGUAUCUGGGAUUUUGAAGAAUCGUCAGCUUUCUUUGGCUGAUGUCUUCUUUUUUGGAACUUUCUCCUGAGCAUGAAGAGAUGCAGUUGAGGGGUUUUCUGCCCUGGAAUUGUUGCAGACCGUUUAAUCUUCAUCUCAUUGUGCUGUUAUUACUUAAUUGUGUUUGACAAAGAAAUUUUAUAUUCUUUGAAAUUAUCAUCUUAUUCCAAAUAAACAUUUGAAAUACUAAGUUCCACCCCUUCCA